Molecule: messenger RNA, 1552 nt
Organism: Hymenoscyphus albidus
Lineage: Eukaryota; Fungi; Ascomycota; Leotiomycetes; Helotiales; Helotiaceae
Source: the annotation of a GenBank genome assembly
CUCGUCUCCGUCACAUCCCCAAGGCCAAAAUGCAUUCAACCCGCCGUCCCCUCCAAAAAUUAAAAGGCUCAUUUCCAAAAUCUCUCCUCAAACCCAACCUCCCAUAUCUCAGAAACAAUAAAUCCUAUUCUACUGCCCUUUCAACGCCACAAAAUGCCCAGACGAUCUUCUCCGGCAUCCAGCCAACCGGUGUUCCACACAUAGGCAACUACCUAGGCGCCCUGCAAAACUGGGUUUCCCUCCAGAAUUCCGCGGCCGAAUCAACAAAAUUAUUGUAUUCUAUUGUGGAUUUACAUGCUAUCACCGUGCCUCAAGAUCCCGAGACUUUGAGGAUGUGUAAGAGGACUAGUUUAGCUUCGUUGAUUGCGGUGGGGUUGGAUCCGGAGAGGAGUAUACUUUUUUAUCAGAGUGCUGUAAGUUGUGUUUUUUCACUUUCAUGUGAUAGAGAAUGAUGCUAAUUGCUCUGUUUUGUUUUGAAGGUUAGUGCACAUUCCGAGCUAAUGUGGAUUUUGAGUUGUACUGCUAGUAUGGGAUACCUUUCUCGAAUGACGCAGUGGAAGGUAAGCCCCAAAAAUGAUAUUGAAGUGCAUCCUUACUAACUCAGGCUUUAGAGCAAACUUUCUUUGGACGAGAAUACCUCGCCGUUGGACGAAAAGAGUAAAUCGAAAUUGAAGCUUGGAUUGUUUUCAUAUCCUGUUUUACAAGCUGCUGAUAUCCUUGUUCAUAGGUGUGGCCUCCUUCCCUAACGUUCGAUAUUUUUAGCCAUACUUGUCAUUUCUGAAUAAUUGCUAAUACGUUUCUAGAGCAACUCAUGUUCCAGUUGGAGAUGAUCAGAGCCAACAUUUGGAAUUUGCAAGAGAAUGCGUGACAAACUUCAAUCACGCCUACGGUCCCAAUCUCGUAGAACCAAAUACCAUUCUAUGUAACUUCAAACAUCUCUUCCCAUGCAAGAAAUCAAGCACUAAUAUUCCCUCUAGCUCCAGCAAAGAGAAUAAUGUCCCUGCAAUCACCCUCCCAAAAAAUGUCCAAAUCAGCCCCCGACCCUAACUCACGUAUCCUGAUUACCGAUACCCCUACCAAGAUCAAAAAAACCAUCAUGAACGCCAUAACAGACAGCCAGAACUCCGUAACCUACGAUCCAGAGCGGCUAGGAGUUUUCAACCUGCUGAAUUUAUGGAGUUACUGUGAUCCCGGACAGAGGAGUGCGCAACAGCUUGCGGCCACUAUUGAAGGGCAGGAAUUGAAAGUUUUGAAGGCCAGGGUAAUGGAGAGUGUUACCGAGAAGCUUGAGGGUGUGAGAUCGAGGUAUGAGAAAGUGCUGGAAGAGGAAGAGGGGAGGUAUUUGGAUUUUGUUGCUAGGGAAGGGGCGAGGAAGGCGAGGGAGAGUGCGGAGGAGACGAUGGUUCUUGUUAGGGAAGCGGUUGGGUUUUGAGGCCCUCUGGCGUGCUGUGGAGGUUUUAUGAGAGACGUGGAUAUGUGGGAUUUAGACUUGUAUAAAUGUGAGAUGAAUGAUGAUAGAUGAUCAAGCCAAGCUAUCUAUUGCGGCCUGCGU